Molecule: messenger RNA, 2070 nt
Organism: Antechinus flavipes (yellow-footed antechinus)
Lineage: Eukaryota; Metazoa; Chordata; Mammalia; Dasyuromorphia; Dasyuridae
Gene: ZNF697
Product: zinc finger protein 697
Exons: 4
Coding region: 385-2022 (545 amino acids)
Source: RefSeq, a predicted model, not a curated record
CGGGCAGGAAGUCCCCGGGAACUACAAAUUGAGGCAUGCUGGGAGCAUUCCCACGCCCCUCCCAGGAAAUGUCCUUUGUCCAGCCGAACAGGAAGCCCCAGUGAGGAGUCAGCCCGCCGUGGCCACUGCAGCCGCUCCACAAGGACAGGAGCUCCGGCACCGGGGCAGCUUCGGGACUCGGGCUGCUCAGCCUCGCCUUCUCUUCCUUCUCUUCUAGUCCUCCUCCUCUCCCUCCUCCUCCCGCUGUCUCCGCGCAGCUUCUGAGAAGAGAUUCCCAUCUCCCAGGAAGCCGACUUGAAGGUAUCAGCAAGCCAGAGGAAUCCUUAGCUUGUAAAGGUGGAAGACACGGAAAUCUCGGAUCAGUUCCUGGCCUGGUUUUCCCGGAUGGAACAAGAGGAAGAACUGGGUGUGUCUGAACUCCAGGACUCGGGGGACAGGGGGAUGGGCUCAGAUAUCGAGGACUCGGAGGAGAGGGGGAUGGGUUCAGACCUGCAGUACAUGGAUGAGAGAGAGGACGACCCGGAGGAGAGGGAGGUGGGCUCGGACCUGCUGGACGAGAAAUACAGAGAGGAGAACUCAGAGGAGAGGGAGAUGGUGACAGACAUCUACACAGCAGAUGAGAGACUCCUCAGUGAGGAAGAAGAGGCAGCCCUCCGGGAGGAAAACGAAGAUGAUGUGGAGGAUCCUGAAGUGGUGGAGAUGGGGAUGUUCUCGGGACUGUCUGAGUCGGAGAGCCUAACGCAGAGUCCCAGAGAGGGGGACGAGAGCGCCGGAGAGAGCCGCCUGGAGGAGGAGGAAGACCCCCCGGCCCUGCCCUGGAGGAGACGCCUCUCCAUAGGGAAGUGUCCCCGGGAGGGCAAAUCUGCCCAGCGACGUUUUCAUCAUGCCCACCACCCGAUGGCCGUGGAUUUUGGGGAACUCAACAGCUUGAUGGCCAGCAUCAUGGAAGCCCCCACCAUCUGUUCCGAUUGUGGCGAGAGCUUCAGCCCCGGAACGGCCUUCCUUCAGCACCAGCGCAUGCACCAGCUGGCCCAGGCGGCCGCGGCGGCGGGGGUGCAGCCUUACGGCUUCGCCACGGAGUGUGGGGGAGUGGUGGGGAUGGUGGGGCUGGGGGGCACGGGCACCCUGGGCUCCGUGUUGCCCCGGACCCCGGGAGAGAAGCCGUACCGCUGCGGAGAAUGCGGCAAAGGGUUCAGCCGCAACACGUACCUGACCAACCACCUGCGCCUGCACACGGGUGAGCGGCCCAACCUGUGUUCGGACUGCGGCAAGAGCUUCAGCUGGCGCGCAGACCUGCUCAAACACCGCCGCCUGCACACCGGGGAGAAGCCGUACUCGUGCCCCGAGUGCGGGGAGGCCUUCAGCCUCAGCUCCCACCUGCUGAGCCAUCGGCGGGCCCACGCGGCGGCCAGCGGGGCCGGGGCGGCGGCGCUGCGCCCCUUCGCCUGUGGCGAGUGCGGGAAGGGCUUCAUGCGCCGCUCCCACCUGGCCAACCACCAGCGCAUCCACACCGGCGAGAAGCCGCACGGCUGCGGCGAGUGCGGCAAGCGCUUCAGCUGGCGCUCGGACCUGGUCAAGCACCAGCGCGUCCACACCGGGGAGAAGCCCUACAUGUGCUCCGAGUGCGGGGAGACGUUCAGCGUCAGCUCCCACCUCUUCACGCACAAGCGCACGCACUCGGGCGAGCGCCCCUACGUGUGCAGCGAGUGCGGCAAGGGCUUCGGCAGGAACUCGCACCUGGUGAACCACCUGCGGGUGCACACCGGGGAGAAGCCCUUCGGCUGCGCCGAGUGCGAGAAGCGCUUCAGCGACUUCUCCACGCUCACCCAGCACCAGCGCACGCACACCGGGGAGAAGCCCUACGCCUGCGUGGAGUGCGGCAAGAGCUUCAUCCAGAGCUCCCACCUCAUCCGCCACCGCCGCAUCCACACCGGAGACAAGCCGCACAAGUGCGCCAGCUGCGGCAAAGGCUUCCGCUACAAGACCCACCUGGCGCAGCACCAGAAGCUGCACCUCUGCUAGGGCUGCACGGGGGAGGGCGCCGGGUCCCGGGAGGCGGGAGAGCCCAAG